AAUCGCCACACACUAUCAGUCCUACCAGGCAGAACACCGCUCAACAUGGCUGCUGCUCAACAGUAGAGGCACAGAGCUUCUAGUCCACUUACGAGGAUAAACACCAUUUUCAACGGGAACUGUCCACAACGCGAGCGUCGGCGAAUAAGUCUGCAGGAUGAAGAGGAUCCUGAUGUGGCACCAGUGCAGCUUAUAAACCUGCAUACUAAAAAGUGAGAAUAAUCCAGAGGCUUCAGCUUUUCUGCUGCAGCUAUUUGCUGUCACACUGGCAGAGGAGGUGGAGCAGGAGGUGUUGCCAGGUGGGGGACCGAGGCUGCACCCUCCUGCUUUUUCCAUCGUCCUCCGACUCCACCGCGUUGGCCCUCAGCUGGUCGACCGUCAACCCCGGACUCUCGCAGGCGAUAGGACCUUGUUUGGCUUGGGUAGACCUGUGUUGAUCGGGCUCUGCCAAGUGGCAUUGGCUGGUUGAGGAGCAGGAGCAGAGCAUGCAGAGUGGUUGUGGUUACCAUGGAGCCGAAGGAUAAGAAGCAGGAGGAAGAUGCUGGACCCCUGGGCCUGUCGACAGGCCAGGCCCUCAGUAAGCUCCGGAACCAGCUUAGCACUCUCCUGGAGCAGCACCAGAGGACUGCAGGGCGCCGGGUCUCUAUACAGGAACAGUGGGUCAGCAGCUUCCUCUAUCAUGGCAACCGUCACUCCUGUCUGCACUGGCCUGGUGCAGCCUUCACUUUGCUGGUGGUACUGGGGCUCUUCUGUUGCCAUGGCAGCCAGCCAGAUGGAAGCUCUGGCAUUGAGCUGGUGAAUGCUAUAGCCCUACUUCUACUCUUUCUGCUCAACCUGUUGCUUGUCGGACGCCAGGAGAAACUCCAGAGGAGUGAGAUGGUCAGGCGGCUCAAACGUAUCAUCACUCAGCUCAGUGAUUAUUUAGCUGGAUCAGUGGGUGAAUCACGUUGGCCACCGUCACUUUACCCUGACCUCUACACCCCUUCGUCCCCCUCAUGGUCACUUCACUGGACUUACCGUGACUCACAGCUGGUAAAUCUCCCAGUUAGUCUGCUGGUGGAAGGUGAUAUCAUCGCUCUCAGACCUGGACAGGAGGCGUUUGCGUCGCUGAGAGGGAUCAAGGAUGAUGAACACAUUGUUUUGGAGCCUGGAGAUUUAUUUCCACCUUUCUCCCCCACUCCCUCCCCUCGAGCAAAUGAGAAAAGAGGACCUGAGAGUCCCCAGCAACAUCGUUUGUUCAGAGUUGUCCGUACCCCGAUCCUGGACAUGGUGAGGAAUAGUUUGGAGAUGGCUCAUUCUCGACCAAUCACGGUGCUUGACAAUGAGCGGUUCACUGUGCAGUCGGUGAUCACCAAGCUUGUUUGUCCUGUGGUUCUGGUGGUGUUUUUCCUGGUUAACACUAUCCGGUAUUUCUGUGAUGCCCCAAGCCUCACACCUCCCUGCUACAAUUUCUUCCAGAUUCAGCUGAUGGGUGUCCUACCCAUAUUACCCUUGCUCUUCCCUGUCAUGUGGGUCCUUGUGAAUGCCUUUGGAGAAGCUAGGGUCCUCGCUGAGUUCAGCCGCGCAUCACCAGCUGGCUUGCUUGCUAAGUUUUCUGAGGACACUCUAAGCAGCUACACCGAAGUGGUAUCCACGCAGGAGAUGCUGCGCUGUGUGUGGAGACACUUUGUCUGUGUGUUGAAGGGAGAAUCUCAGACCCUCUGCUACACAUCCAGCCUUCUACACACUCUUGGCUCAGUAACUGUGCUGUGUUGUGUGGACAAGCAGGGUAUUUUGUCGUGGCCGAACCCAAGUCCAGAGACAGUGCUGUUCUUUAGUGGAAGAGUGGAACCACCACACAACAGCCAGGAUGAUCUACAAGACGACCUAUCUGUGGACUCCUACUCAAGAUUGGAGAUGGAUGACGACAGAGAAGGGUCACAGGAAGGAGAAGCACUGCUCUGUCUGCCAGUGGAGUCUUCUGCACAUCAGGGAGAUGGUCCGGAGCCCAGUGAGACAUCUUAUGAUACUGCCCGUUCGACUGAUACGGUACGACUUCGACGCCCCUGCCAACCUACCAAUGCUCGUACCAAACACCACUCUGGAUCCAAUGUUAGCUUCAGCCACGACACAGAGGGAGGCGAGGACGAUCAGACCCAGGAUUUUGCCGUAGGCUGCCCAGAUGCAGAAGCCGAUGACUUUGUAUGUGACUACCACCUUGAGAUGCUGAGUCUCUCACAGGACCAGCAGAAUCCAGCCAGCAUCCAGUUCGAUGAUCUUUCCUGGCAGUGCCACCUCCCCUCGCUCAAACCGUUGGGCCUCAAUAUUAUGUUGAAUCUUUGUAAUGCCAGCGUCACUCACCAGCUCUGUCGUUUUUCGGACCACCUGUCAAACCUGGCGCUGCAGGAGACCCACGGCACAGUGCUGCCAGUCUAUGUCCCGUGGGGGCUCUGUGAACUCUCAAGACUCAUAGGAUUCACGCCUGGAGCCCGAGAGCUCUUCAAACAGGAGAGUCACUUGGUUCUUUACCAGCUGCCAACAGGAGAGAAGACCAAGGAGCUAAGUUCCCGCCGCCUCCACUACUUUGCCAGAUGUCAACCUCCAAUCUCUCAUCUUAUUUCCUUGUUCGUCCGGGACUCCUCCUCCAACAAUGUCCAGAUGCUGUCACAUGGCUCAGCCGACCUUAUUCUGGAAGCUUGUACUGAUUUCUGGGAUGGAACUGAUAUUUACCCUCUCUCAGGCUCCGACAGGAAGAAGGUUUUGGACUUCUACCAGCGUGCCUGCCUUUCAGGCUACUGCUCUGCUUUUGCAUACAAACCUAUGCAGGUGUCUCUGUCCAGCCAGUUGAAUGGGAAGUGUGUAGAGCUAGCCCCUGGCCCAUGCCUCUUCUCUGGGCUGGACCUACCCUCCACCACACCCAUUAAACAUCACUCGUGCAGGAACAGCUGGAGCUCAGAUGAGGGUAUCGGAGAGGGUGUGGACAGAGAGGACUGUGUGCAGGCUCUUAGCGGUCAAAUCUUCAUGGGCAUGGUGUCGUCACAGUUCCAGGCCAGGUUGGACACUGUCAGACUCAUUGAUGCCCUGGUCACUGCUUGUAUCCGCUUUGUUUACUUUUCAAUGGAAGAUGAACUCCGCAGCAAGGUCUUUGCAGAGAAGAUGGGUUUAGAGACAGGCUGGAACUGUCACAUCUCUCUGACCCCGAAUGGAGAUAGUCCCUGUGAUGGCGCACCAGCUAGUCCGAGUCAGAUUUCCUUUCACGAUGACCUACACCAUGAUUCUCGAGAUGAGGCAGAGGGACCACUGCUGCCGGAGGAGGAAGCCCACUCUGACCAUGCCAGUUUUCAGCCCACAGACAGUGAUGUACCCAGCUUCCUGGAGGACUUCAACAGAGCCAAACUUCCGCGGGGAAUUCACCAAGUUCGACCUCAUUUGAAGAACAUCGAUAACGUGCCUCUAUUGGUGCCUCUUUUUACCGACUGCACCCCUGACACAAUGUGUGAAAUGAUGAAGAUAAUGCAGGAGAAUCGGGAGGUCACCUGCUGCCUAGGAAGUUCUGCUAACUUUCGUAACAGUCGCCUCUUUCUUCAGAGUGAUCUCAGUAUCGCCCUGGACCCACUGUACCCAUCCCAGUGUUCAUGGGAGACUUUUGGUUACGCCACAGGUGGUGGAGGAUUUAAUGGAGAGGUUGAAGGGUUAACACCGUUGAGGCUCUCUGGGCAGCUUAACAGCCUUGGCAGCUCUGUCACCUUCCACCAAGGGGAGAGUGUCAGCAUGGUCAAGCUCAUUGAGCAGGCACGACACACCGUCUACGGAAUCCGCAAGUGCUUCCUCUUCCUGCUUCAGUGCCAGCUCAGUCUGGUCAUCAUCCAGUUCCUGGCUUGCCUGGCUCAGUUGCCGCCUCCGAUGAACACCACUGACAUACUCUGGCUGUCCUGCUUUAGCUGCCCGCUGCUUAGUGUCUCACUGCUAGGAAAGCCACCUGACAGUUCAGUCAUGACUGUUGCCACAGGGAAGAACCUCGAUGCCAUUCCUCGCAAGACGCAGCACUAUUUCCUGGGCUGCUUCCUCCUGAAGUUUGGCCUCACAAUGUGUGCCUACUUGUUGGCCUUUGGCUUCACACUGCAGGGGAUUUGUCUCAAAAGUGGCAAGCUCACGGUGGCUGACAACAGCACUGGCACCUGCCUUCAUAUCCUCACUGCCAGCUCCUCAGACAACGCACCCCAGUGGUUCAGUGAGCUUUCCAACAGCCUGCUGCUGACACAGAAGGUCAUGGCUGCCUUCCUAGUUUUACACACAGUGGUGAUCUCCUUCAGCUACGUCCAUCGCUCUCAGCCCCUGUGGAGGAAGAGCCCAUUCAGCAACACCUGGUGGUGUCUUACUGUUCCUGUCAUCCUGGUUGGUCAGCUUGUUCAGGCUACGAUAGAUUACCAUCUCUGGCGCAACCAGAUGGGUGUCUUCACAUUUAACCUGGAGGACAUCCCCCUGCUGUCCUGGCUGCUGGUGUCCGUCUCCACACUACUGGUGAUGUUUGUCAACGAGGUGGUGAAGCUUCAUGAGAUUCGGGUGAGGGUUCGAUACCAGAAGAGACAGAAGCUCCAAUUUGAAACCAAGCUGGGAAUGAACUCCCCUUUCUAAAGCCUUCUCUCUGAGGAUGUCUACUGGGUCGCAAUACUGGGAAUCACUCACCCCUCUGUGGAAACAGAGACGGGACUGGCGCCAACACUGUCUGUGGAUUCUGCAAGCAGCAGCAUGAUGGCGCUGUUGAUGCUCCAGAGACUUUAAACUGAUAAAGAUCAGCUUUCAGAAGAGCAGGGAAAAAGACAAUUCCAAAGAAAUUUAUUUUUAACUAAAGAAAAAAGCCAAAAAGAGAUGGGCAAUUAUUUAUCUUUUGGUUUUAGUUUGUUUUCUAAAGGCAUGAUGAUUGUUUGUGUUCUCACACCCGUGCUCGUGUCCUUCAUCCCAAAGAGACUUGUGCAUGGUCACCGCCAUCUCCUGGAAAGUCCAGUUUCAUCAACAGUCCAAGAAACAAACAAACAAAAAAACAUUUUACUGUAUUUUAUUGGUCAUUUAAAUUUAGCGUCAAAUGUUGUGUAACAAACUAAUGUGAGCUGAAGGUCGCACAUUUUCGUGCGUUUGUGUUCAAAUGUUUCUUUUCAACCUUUUUUGAGCUGAGCUUAUGUGAGACGUUUUGUAAGGGAUAAUUCUGGUAUUUUUAAGCUGGCCUGACUUGUUAUUCAAUGUGCAUUUAUUUUUAUUUUAGUUUGCACAUGAACAUGCCCAGCAUCUUUUUUAAACUUCUCUACCCCCCACUCACAUCCUCCUCUGAUACUGAUUGAAUUGAGGAUUUAAAAAAUGGUUAGCUAUCAUGUAUUCCACUAGUUAAAAAAAUACAAGUGAGAGAUGCAUUCUUAUCUGUAACAGGAUUCAGCUGCUUUUUAUCAGGCAGUAAAUUGAUUUCUGUGUGACUCAUACUCAGGCCACUAUUAGACAUGGACUGCAUAUCACAUUUGGCUUGGAGAUUACAUCAAUAACUGCUAUUUUGUCAUUUAAAAUUGACCGCUAAUCUGAAUCUUAGAUUUAGAUUUCGGAUCUUCAACAAAUCCCAGAAUUGUCUCUUAAGAAACAGUUCUACAGAUGUGUCUGCUGCAGUCUUUCUGCUUCCAGGCAUGUUCCUAAUGGUGCUUCAUAUCAUUCUGCUGCCUUACUCAGCUCAGGUUGUUGUUUACAAGCAUCAGAAAUGUAAAACCCUCAAAUGUAUCCCCUCCAGAGUUCUCAUACUGAUAUAUGUAUGGAAGUAAAUCUGUAGCGCAUGUCAGGGGGUUGUAAAAGAUCCCCCAGAAUUAUAACUUUAUCGUCCAAACACUUUAGAAUGUUGUACCUCAUGUAAUGCAUGGAAGUGACAGAAAACUCUGUAUUCACAGUCUUCAUCUGUUGAUGUUGAGACAUGAGACCUGACUGUCCGAGGAAGUGAUGCUCCGCUGUCAGUAAAUAUGGAAGCACAUUUGCAUUGUCCUGAAAAAUACUGACCUCUCCUUGGUUCGAUUGAAUCCAUUUUAUCAACCAGCCAGUCAGUGCAUUACUGGUGAUAAAACUGUCUCGAACAUUGUUCUAAAUCAGAUUGCAUCAAAUGUAAAAGGCUUGCAUGAACUACUUUGGAGCAGGUCAUGCCCAUUUAAUUGUAAAUUAUCAACUGCUGUAAUAAAAAGUGAAAAUCAUGCUCGGAUGUCAGUGAUUUGGUUUGAAACCCACUUGUCAUCAGGCUGAACGUGUCUCUGUGUCUCCGCUAUGAGGUCAACAGGGGGCGUUGUCCCAUAUCGUUGAUCAGAAGCUUUAAUUGCAUUAAUUACAUGCAGUUUCACUUAUUUCUCAUCACAGUUCAGCAGUAGCAGAUCCAUAACCUAGUUAUUAAAAUCAGACACAUUGACAAAUUGUAGCUGAAAGUGUAAGUUAAUGUAUCGCCUUGAAAACUGUAGUUAUAUGGCUAAACAAUCGUUGCAAAUAUCCGUUAUUUUCCAUGUUUCUUUACCAGUUAGGUGUUCGUCAUGGCUGUAGACAAGUCAGUGUUCGGUCCUGUGCAUUGUUGGGGUUACAUCUCCGGUUUGGGCUCUGCAGGUCAGGCAUGCGUCUGUGUG
Synchiropus splendidus (mandarinfish) is the source of this 6611-nucleotide messenger RNA. RefSeq names its product transmembrane protein 94 (gene tmem94). Lineage: Eukaryota; Metazoa; Chordata; Actinopteri; Syngnathiformes; Callionymidae. The coding region runs from base 508 to 4614 and encodes 1368 amino acids. The record is from RefSeq and is a predicted model, not a curated record. The transcript has 32 exons.